Molecule: messenger RNA, 2555 nt
Organism: Bufo bufo (common toad)
Lineage: Eukaryota; Metazoa; Chordata; Amphibia; Anura; Bufonidae
Exons: 3
Coding region: 828-2282 (484 amino acids)
Source: RefSeq, a predicted model, not a curated record
GGAGCUCACUACAUACAGAUUUUAUUACAAGACCCGGAGGCUCGUAUUGCUAUUCUCCUUCUUUACGCUGACCAAUAGCAGCAAAGAAAAUAUUGAAACAUGUGAUCAGCCCCUCCACAUAGUCCCAGUAUAACAGGCCACUCCGCCUGCAAAACCUCCUCUUUCUUUGCUGCUGACGCAGAGAUAAGUACUUUUGAUUGAUGUCUGAUUGACUGUUCUCUUUUAUAUUGUUUUUUCCCUUUACCGGAUUGUUGGUAUUUCUGUUGUCUUUGCAGGUAUUUUAUUGGGUUAUUUCUCCCUUAUUACCUUGUGCCUUUACUUCUAUAGGCACUUCUCUGGUGACCCUGUUCCAGGGGAACCUCUAUUCCUAGGUGCUAUUGUAUAUCUACUGUAUAUCUAUAUUUAGGUGGUAAUUUUCGGCUUGCUGGGCUGGGUUUUCAGUCCGCUCGCUCCCCCUCUGUUCCCCCUCCCCCCUGGUGUUUGUUCACCUUUCAUCUCGCCGCCGGCUGUCUUCCCUGCUGCUGCUUCGCGCCGCCCGAGACCUCGCGAGAUCUCGGGCACUUCCGCUUCCGGUCUUCUCAGUGCGGCGCUCCGGAGCUCGGCGGCCUCUGCUCUGCCUGGGAUUGCUUUCUUUUGCAGGUUUUUUCUCUGUCCCCAUCUGUUAUUACUCCCUGGCUGGGGAAAAUACCUCUUACCAGUGGAGUCGGUAGUUUUAUAAUUCAAAGAGCCGAGUAGCGGUGUGGUUAACCCUUGCUACCUACAUUAUUGUGGUUAACCCUUGCUACCUACAUUAUUAUUAGAGGCAGGCUGUAUAGCAAAUCCUCAUUAUGCCCAAUACAGAUUACAGUGGGCAGGGCCCAGUUGAGGAGGAUAUUUCCCAAGUUGAAUUAACCCCUUCUGGGGAUGAUUGUCAAACAGUAAUGGCCCCUGCGGAUCAUUCCCUGGCCUUUCAGACAUCAUUGUCUAAUGCUAUUGCUGCGGCUAUGGGAUCAAUGACUUCGGUCAUAUCCCAGUCCAUUGCCCAGGCCCUUGCUACCCAUCCAGCUGCCUCACCUACCCCGCAGCCCGCUAUGGUUCCUAAACCAGCCGGGCCAGGGCCUGCCUCCAGAAAACGUUUGUCUGGUGACGAUGUUUCCACCAAUGUUGGCGCGCUAGGUCCGCGCAAAAGAGCCUGUACGCGUCAGGCAGAACGUACGCGAAAUUGGAAAUGUGCUAGAGCACAGCAGGAUGCGGCUUCCGACUCUGAGCUCGGAUCCGAUGAGGAGGCUAUAGAUGACGCCUUUGAGGAGGCAGAGGAGGACCCCUCUGGGGUCAUAGAUUCUAACCCCCUACCCGGGUGCAGGUCCCUGGUUACAGCGGCAGAUGUAUUUCCUGCUUCCUUGACAGAUCCCUCCGGGGAACCUCUGUUUGACCCGGAUUCUCUCCACCACCCUCGGUCGGCGGAGUGGUUGCCGCUGGAUCAUGUAUCCAAAUACUUGGAGGCUCGUGUGCGUUGCCCCCUCUCCAAAGAGGCACGCAACAAGCUCAGGGCAGAAUGCCCCAGACCCAUAGUUCCCAAUAGGGUUUGCGAGACUCCGGCAGUAGACCCCAAAAUUACCCAGUUCCUCACCAAAUCCGGGUGGAAUCCGAGAAAGGGUCUGGAGUCGGCUCUGCGCUCUUGUCAGGACAAGCUCCUCGACAUAUUUGGCCCCCUGGCAAAGAUAUUCGAUUUGGCCGAGGCUGCCAAGGCUGAGGAUAGGCAGGUAGAGCCUCUUGAGCUGCGCGAGUGGGUUCAGCGCGCAAUUUGCAUAGCGGGAAACGUUAAUACGUCCCUGGCUAUUGAGCGGCGCAAGGCCAUACUAUUUAAGAUUGAGCCUAAACUGUCCAACUUGGCGCUUACAGAAGCUGGUAAGGAGGCCCAGGGCCUGUUGUUUGGCGAGUCCUUUAUAAAGGACCUGGGACGGUUUGUCGGUGCCUUCACAGCACUUGAUAAAGCCCAGAGUUCUAUGAAGCGGGUGUUUCACGGUAGGGUCUCUACCAGGGCCGGCAGUUUCAGGGGCCGUCUGUCCGGCCGCGCCCAUUUUCAAUCCCGUGGACGGGCCGAGGCUCCUUCUCCCAGAGACCUGCAUUCCAGGAGCAAAGGCGAGAGGCACCAUCUUUUUUCCCUUCCCGGGGAGGAUCCUGGCGGUCUAGAGGCUACAGAGGAAACCCUGGUUCCAGACGACCUUACGGUUGAGACCGGCCUGGUGUGCUGUAUCCAUUGGUCUACGUCGUCGGCAGUUCGGUUCCAGCCGAUCGUUUGAUGUGGACAGGACGAGGAGCAUCCUGCGGUGUUGUUUCCAGUUGUUCCCGGUUCGCUUCCGGAUGGAAGACGUUUUUUUCCCAUGAUGUUCUGGGACUCUUGGUUUCGGAGGUUUUGCAGGCGGAGUUGCCUGUUAUACUGGGACUAUGAGGAGGGGCUGAUCACAUGUUUCAAUAUUUUCUUUGCUGCUAUUGGUCAGAGUAAAGAAGGAGAAUAGCAAUACUCGCCUCCGUGUCUUUAAUAAAAUCAUGACUUUACGUCAUGAAAUAGGAAA